Molecule: messenger RNA, 604 nt
Organism: Xiphophorus couchianus (Monterrey platyfish)
Lineage: Eukaryota; Metazoa; Chordata; Actinopteri; Cyprinodontiformes; Poeciliidae
Gene: calm2a
Product: calmodulin 2a (phosphorylase kinase, delta)
Exons: 6
Coding region: 155-604 (149 amino acids)
Cellular component (GO): myosin II complex
Molecular function (GO): calcium ion binding
Source: RefSeq, a predicted model, not a curated record
GGGUUUAGGACCGCCGUUAAAGGCGAGUCCAGUAGGCUCCCUCUCAGUGUGCUCGCAGGGCUGCUCGGGUCUAGUAACAGCGGGUUGCGGAGAUUCUUUUAGGGUUUUUUAAAAGCGGAAUUUGUGGUGAAGACGCUGCUGCACCGACGCUAAGAUGGCUGACCAACUUACAGAAGAGCAAAUUGCUGAGUUCAAGGAGGCCUUCUCGCUCUUCGACAAGGAUGGAGACGGCACCAUCACCACUAAAGAGCUGGGCACCGUCAUGCGCUCUCUGGGCCAGAACCCCACGGAGGCCGAGCUGCAGGACAUGAUCAACGAAGUCGACGCAGACGGAAACGGAACGAUAGACUUCCCAGAAUUCCUCACCAUGAUGGCCAGGAAGAUGAAGGACACAGACAGCGAGGAGGAGAUCCGAGAAGCAUUCCGUGUCUUUGAUAAGGAUGGAAACGGCUACAUCAGUGCUGCUGAGCUGCGUCACGUGAUGACGAACCUGGGAGAAAAGCUAACCGACGAGGAAGUGGAUGAGAUGAUCAGAGAAGCAGACAUCGAUGGAGACGGUCAGGUCAACUAUGAAGAGUUCGUACAAAUGAUGACGGCGAAGUGA